UCUUCAUCGUUGCAGCAAAUGGCACAGUCUACACCUGGGGAGGAGGCACGGAAGGUCAGCUAGGUCAUGGGUCAAAGGUCCUGUAUCUCCGUGAGCCACGGCCGCUAUCCCAUGAUGCAUUGCCAAGUGCUUCGCAGAUUGCUUGCGGUGACUCCUAUACAGCUGCGAUCACAUCCAAUGGUGCCCUCUAUAUGUGGGGUAAGAGUAGCCACGUGAUCCCCACCCAAGGCAAGCUGAACCCCUCCUCCCAGCACCCCACCCCUGUGCGAGUCUCUCUCUGGGGACAUGAUCCAGUGGCCAGGGUAGCCUGUGGGUCCUGGCACACAAUGGCAGUGGUGGGCGCACCAGAAUGGCACCCCCUUGAGGAGGAUUCGGAGGAGGAGCAUGAUCCAAAAGCCUUUGAGAGCAAAGAUACGGAUUCCUCAGUACCCAUGGAGUUUGAUGAAGGAAGAGACACACCUGCAGAAGAUGCUAACGGCAACAAUGGAUCCGUCUUUCAAAAGCACCAACAAACGGACAGCAUUGACAGUCAAGCAGAGUCAUCCAACAAGCGUACAAAUCCUGUGCAACGCGAAACCACAAAGCUGACCCUUGCGGAGUUCUACGCACCGACUCCACUCCCAACUAUCUCUCCACCUGAAGAAUACUCUGACGAGAUGGACUCGGAACAGGAUGAUGAGAAAACAAUGGAGGAAGAAGUGGAGCAUGAGGAGCAGGCCAUUCUUAAUACAGUAGAGACGGCGUUAGAAGCAGUAGAAUACCAGGGGGUGGAUGACAAAAUGGAUAAGGAAGGUGUGUCUGCUGGUGAACUGGAUGAAUCAGAACCUGUAAAAAACUCCAAUUCAGCAAGUUUCUUUGUGGAUUUAGGUGUUACCUCCGCCAUAAAAAGGACAACGAAGAAUGAAGGAGUGAUAAAGGAGAGGCCAAAGUUAGAUAAGGGAGACACCUCAACAAGGAGUAACCAGCGCCAGAGCCGGCCUCGCGAGUCAAAUAUGGUGAGGUCCAAGACAAUGCCAGUUGUGACUCGGAAACCCCUUAUGAUGGCCUCAGCCAGCACUACGACAGCAUUUGAUUGGAGUGAGCCUCCAAAGCCCUCCACCGAAACUGAGCCUGUGAGAGACAGAUUUGUGAUUCACAAGCAUGUGUCUGUCCAGAUGAAUCAAAAGGGUAAUGGUUCCGGCGACAGGGUGAAAGGGAGGAAACCAAUUGCACAAAUCGGACUACAGACUUCAGGAGAAGGCAAUGCCUCACUCAGUCGAUCCAAGGAAAGGAACGUCAUGCCCCAACCUCCCAAGUUUAACCGAGCAAAGACAUACUAUGGAAGAAUGAACCAGAAGAGACCCGAAGCAGAGCCAAAAUUGUCGCAGUUCUUGUCUUCGCUACCGCCGGCACCAUCCCAGACAUCCUCUGCUCUCACCAAGUUGCAGCCUCGUCGACGUCUAGACAAACCUGCAGGUCCAUCAGACCGUUCGCCUAUCAGGGGCAAGCAAAACUUGGAUCUUACCCCAACAGUGGAAGAGAUGAAGGGUCGACUGCCAGGAAAGCCAGUGUUUUCAUCUGCCUCUUCAUGGAGAAUGAGACACAAAGAGGAAGAUGGUUUAUAAGAGUCCACCAGAGCUUCUUUAUUUUGUCCUGACAGUCUUUUUUAUUCCGUCCUGAAAAGCCCUAGAGAUUCCCAGAAGCAUUUUAAAAUGUCCGAAAAAUUUCCUUGAAAAUUGUGCAAUCGUUUGUUUUGCAUUAUUACUUGCUUGUUGUGUGUUUUUCUCUGAUGUUAGAAAAGGUACUACCGGGGUUCAGAUAUGGUAUUAUUUCAUGUGGGUAAAAUAGAAGAGAGGUUUUUGUUCAUUAGAAAUAACAUAUAAUUGUUUUAGUCCUGGAAUAUGUUACCUCCUUGAGGGUUUAUAAGGUUGGGCAUUGAAGUAAGGAGUCAUAAAUGUUACAUUAGCUUUGCCGAUUAAACAUGGACAUCAAAAUGCUGUCUUAUAAACAGCAUUAGACAUGUUAUUAGGCAGUUACUUCACAUGGAGCAACAAGCUAAUUCAUACUUCUAAAUCCUUUUCAUUUUGAUGCUGAUCUUUCAAAAUGAAGUAUGCAUUUAUAUAAAGCCUUCUUAUAAGAUUAUGCUUUUAAAUUGAAUAGAGUACUUGUGGUGCUGUAACUUUUUUGUCUUAUGAGCCUUAUUCAUAAAUUUGCUGACAAAGGGUCUAUUUUUGUCAUGAGGAUUAUGUAAAGAAUACAUAAUAUAUUUUGAUAGUCACAUUAGAUUUUGCUUUACUUCACAACACAUUUGGACUUGUGGUCCUUAAAAUUUUAAGCACCAGAAAUGUUGAUCCGUCACAGGGUAACUUCAUAUUUUGGUUGGGGUUUUUGUGAUCUUCAAAAAUGUUGAUCUCAUUGGAUUCUUCAUGUAUAUUAGUCAGGCCAUCUUGCAGUUUUGAACUUUUUUUCGGAUCUUCAACAUUGGGAAUUGUGUGAACACAUCACUCCAUGUUAUGUUAGAAUGCAAACCUAUUUUGUCUGCUUUGUAUUCAUAAUUACAGCCCAGUUUUUAGAAUGUAAAUUAUUGUGUGUGUUAUUGAAUGCUAUAUAUGGCAAUACCAUGCCAAAUCGAACAAACUGCCUUGCAUUUAUGUGUGUGAAUUAAUAACAAGAAACGAACAAAUUUGAAAUCAAAUUUUCUAUAUAUUUUGGUAUAUUAGCUGUACAUUGUGUGAAAUUCCAACGAUUGUGUGUUAGAUUAAAGAAAUAAUCAAUCAAUGUAUUUGC
Messenger RNA from Patiria miniata (bat star), 2766 nucleotides. RefSeq lists its product as uncharacterized. The coding region runs from base 192 to 1604 and encodes 470 amino acids. The record is from RefSeq and is a predicted model, not a curated record. NCBI's taxonomy places the organism in Eukaryota, Metazoa, Echinodermata, Asteroidea, Valvatida, Asterinidae. The transcript has 4 exons.